This is a messenger RNA of Pelmatolapia mariae (spotted tilapia), 2060 nucleotides long. RefSeq names its product arf-GAP with Rho-GAP domain, ANK repeat and PH domain-containing protein 3-like. The record is from RefSeq and is a predicted model, not a curated record. Gene Ontology annotation, molecular function: phosphatidylinositol-3,4,5-trisphosphate binding. The coding region runs from base 13 to 489 and encodes 158 amino acids. The transcript has 6 exons. NCBI's taxonomy places the organism in Eukaryota, Metazoa, Chordata, Actinopteri, Cichliformes, Cichlidae. Gene Ontology annotation, cellular component: cytoplasm.
UAGGACGCUGUAAUGCACACCUGUGUGGUGGUGUGUGUAGCGUGUUGCUGGGAGAGCUUCAUAGAUCCUAGCGUUGUCGAUGAGGUCAGACUCAGACUGCAGCGAAUCGAAGGUGGAGUCAGCUCACCUCGCCAACGACUCCAAUGGCCGCCACUCCCACCCAGCGGAUCACUGCAGCACAUCAGGUGGGGCUUCACAGUGAUGUCAGACAAACACCAGCUGUACCUGUGCUGCAGCAACGAGGCUGAGCUGUGGGAUUGGAUCACAAGCCUUCUCAGAGCUCAGAACGAUGACUCGGGUCCUCCGGUGCUGCGCCGCCACUCCCCCACUGGAAUCUCCAAGCAGAAGUUCGGAACGAUGCCACUCGUCCCCAUCAGAGGAGACAAGAGCAACAGCAGCAAGGAAACUACACGACCGGAGAACUCUCUCCAUGUACUUUCCCAUGAAGGUCCAGCAGGACUCGUUCGAGGAGCGCUUGGAGUCUCCUGACCUGCCUGAGCCACUCUACGAGGUCGGCUGCAGCUCCUGAAGUCUCUGGAGACCAGCUUCCUGUCCAGCAGCAUCGCAGAGACCCAGGAAGUGCCAGACCACCCCCCACUCAGUUUGGUUCCCGAGGAGACCAGACAUUUGGAUCAGUGAUCAUCCUGGAAGUGGUCCGGAUGGCGAGAGGCUCCGUGGAAACUCUGGAGCAGAGCAGCAGCAGCAGCUGGGAGGAGCUGGCGGAGGCGAUGGAGAUGCAGGCUCUCCCGACUCCCGACACCGUCGGCCAGCCCGCGGUGAGAAGGAGGCAGACCCUGCAGGGAGUCUGCACGCCAUCGAAGGAACUGCUCAGUGCUGCAUCAGUAACCUUCUCUAACCUGUCAGUUCAAAUACUAGAUGAAGCUCACAUAGGUAAAGGAGGAAGGUGUCACGUGCGUGUGACUCAGUAACAGGUAACCCGCAGCGCUGUUCCUGCGGAUGUGUUUAAAUAAAGUUAGAAGAGACUAAGUGACAGAGAGCCGGCUUCAGUGACGACUGGGAUUACACAUCUAAUCACACAAACAAUGUCAUCAUAGAAAUUCGGUGCCUUGAAAAUUAAAUUGAAGUAAACAAGCUGCAACAUGCGGAACAAAUCAAACUGUGAACACAGUUGGUCACAUCUAAACGCAGGCAUCUCAUUGGUCAGUUCUACACGUCUGCAUGUAAAGUGACGGAUGAGACGCCUGCCUCAGUCUUAAACUGGCGGUCUACAGCUGUGUCUGAAUUCAGGGGGAAGGAUGCUUCAAAUGCCGUAUUUGGAGGCAAUCACGUCACAGUGACGUGACAAAGGCUGUCCUAAUUCAAAGAGUGACCUGUUCCUGGCCCGUUUCUUUUACAACUGUAAUAGAUUACAGGAAGUCUCUGGCAGCGUGCUGAAUCUGCCCGAGCAAAAUCAGACAUGGGUGGAUGGGAUGCUGCAACUGAGACCUGCGGUUUGUCUUUUCUGGUCGGCGAGUGGAAAAUCACACAGGGUUGUCUGCAAAGAGCUUUAGGAUGCUUCCUCCCACUGUCCACUGCAUCGUCCAUCCACAGGGUUUGCAGGGCUGGCUCGAUCCGACGGCUGCCACACUACUAAGAUGUUUUUCAGAAAUAUGCAAGCAGGAGAUGGUGGAUGCUAUAUUACUACUAGUAUAAUACUUGUAACUCUGUAGUAUACUUGUAACUCUUUAUCAAACAACAGUUUGAUAAAGUGCUAUGUAAAAAAAGAAACCAAUUUGUCCUCAGCCUUUGAUAUGGUUGACCAUAAUAUUUUAUUAACGAGGUUAGAAUGCACUGUGGGCAUUCGGGGUGAAGCCCUUAACUGGUUCAAAUCAUACCUUUUGAACAGGUCUUUCUCCGUUACCUUGGGUACUUAUUCUUCCUCAACUGCACCCUUAUGCUGUGGUGUGCCCCAAGGCUCUGUGCUUGGCCCAAUGUUAUUCUCAUUAUAUAUGCUCCCCCUAGGCUUAAUCUUUGAAAAAUAUAACAUUUCUUAUCACCUCUAUGCCGAUGAUAUACAAAUAUAUUUUCAAUUAGAUGAUGACGACCAGUGUUGGGUGUAA